UGGUCUAAUGUGAUUGACAGCUCUGCUUUUGCCGAAGUUAUCGUGGUCCGUCAUGGUGAAACAUCGUGGAAUGCCGAGAGAAGAAUUCAGGGACAUAUAGAUAUUGAAUUAAAUGAAGUUGGAAGGCAACAAGCAGCUUCAUUAGCUGAUCGGCUAUCCAAGGAGCCCAAAAUAUCUUGGGUAUAUUCUUCUGAUUUGAAGCGAGCUCUUGAGACAGCAGAGAUAAUUGCAACCAGAUGCGGCGGGCUUGAGGUUAUCAAAGACCCAGGCCUACGGGAAAGGUGUUUAGGGGACCUGGAAGGUGUUGCUUUCCAUGAAGCCAAACACAGUCCUGAGGCUUAUAAGGCACUUUUGUCUCACAGGACGGACCAAGAAAUCCCUGGUGGUGGAGAAAGUCUUGAUCAACUUUAUGAUCGCUGUACUUCUGUACUGGAGAAAAUUGGUAGAAAGUAUCAAGGAGAACGAGUUCUUGUGGUCACCCACGGCGGUGUCAUUCGAUCACUAUAUGAGCGAGCUUGCCCGAACGGAAAGUCUGCAGGGAAGAUUCGAAACGUGUCUGUGAACAUAUUUCACAUAUGUGAUGGAGACAAAUGGGUAUUAAAAACCUGGGGUGAUGUCAGUCAUCUUGGAGAAACAGGGUAUCUGGAGUCAGCUUUUGGGGGUGACAGAACAUCUGGAUAAUUCAUGCUAGUGAUGAGGACUGUGCUAGAGAUUAUGCCGGCCAAAUUUUACCUGCAACGAUCUUAGAUUUACUGAACAAAAACAUUACUUUUCAUUACUGUAUUAAGAUGGUUCAAAUCGAUUUAGAAUUUAGAGGUAGCGCCUCUUUGUUGUUCCACCAGGAUACAUGUCAUCGCAACACCAAUAUUGUUCGCGGACGACUCUAAUAAUUUAUGGAAAUCCUAAACUUAGCAUAUUUGGUUUUAA
Molecule: messenger RNA, 927 nt
Organism: Carica papaya (papaya)
Lineage: Eukaryota; Viridiplantae; Streptophyta; Magnoliopsida; Brassicales; Caricaceae
Source: RefSeq, a predicted model, not a curated record